AUGGAAGAGGAAAUAUCAAAUGCCUUACAGGCUUGUUCCCAGUUGAACGAUAAAUUGAACAUAACAAUUAAUAAGGAAAAACGACAGCGUCGACAUCACGACUUCAAAUAUUACGCCCUGCGAAUUGACGCUAAUUCGAAACAAGAAAAUAAUCAGUACAAUCAUGAACGCCGUAACACAUCUUCUGAAAAUGAUAAGAAAAUUUUUAACGAUUCUGGUAUAGAUUUUUCCAGGUACCCGUAUGGAGGUAUUGAAGAAGAUUUAAUAAAUUCUGUCAACCGUCAAACCAUCGAUGAUGAUGGAAAAUAUAAUUUAAAACGACACAAAAGAUCAAAAAGAAACGAGCCAUUAUUAUCCAAGGACGAUAUAGAUAAGCAACUUUUAGAACAAACAGAAGAGACGGGUGAUGAAAGCUUUUACACAGAAGGCAGUAGCAGCCUGGGUGACUCUACAUUUGUUCCUGUAAGAGCCGGCGAAACAACUGACAGUGAUGACCAAUCUCCCAGGGCUGUUAGAUUCAAUAAAGUCGCUGAGGUACGUGUUAUGUCAGCGGCGAUGGCGGGAGAAGCUCUGCUCGCUCGCCUGUCAUGGUCAGCUUCACUCCGCGCCACAGAGUACGCACAACGUAGGGCAGCAGCGGCCGCUACAAGGAGACAUCUGAGACUGGCUUUAGUAUUCUGUGUACCGUGGUUCAUUUCCAACUACCUGUACCGGCUAAGCCUGUUGCAUACAACAUCAUGUUCAACUACCCUCUACACUUCAACAACCGGAGCGUUUGCGCUAUCAUUCGGAGCAAUGUUCUCACAAGUGCCCACUGAUAGAUUUUCGACAUCCAAGUGUAUAUCUGUCCUGCUCACAGCAGCGUGUCUGGUGGUAUUAGGCAUAUCAGAGAGUCAUCACAAUAAUUGGAUAGCUGUUUUAACAGCUAUUGGAUCUGCAUUCUGUUAUUCUUUACAUCUCUUGCUGUUUCGACAAGAAUUAAGGAAGGGUGACGGCAUUAACUCAUUCCUAUUAGUUGGUGUUGUUGGUUGUGCAUGUGGUUGUCUGGCCUGGAUCGCUGGCGGUCUGUUAGCUGCUGGUGGUGUUGAGCGAGCUGAUCUUCCAUCACCACGACUAUGGAGCUGGCUGUUACUAGACGCUGCACUUGGACCGCUACUCAUUGAAUCACUUUGGUUGUGGGGUAGAUGGUUGACGUCAUCUCAGACAGCCACAGCAUCCUUGGCGUGUAUAUUUCCAUUGUGCGUGUGUGUGGAGGCGUGGCGAGGUAAUGGCAGUGUGUGGCGUGGAGUGGCGGCAGUGCUAGCUGCUGGGUCGUGGGUUCUGGCAACUAUACCUGGACAUACACCACUAGGAUGGAUCACGGCUAGAAUACGGACGGACGGAUUCACGGCUAUACGUAAUAUAUCAGAUUUGGACGAACAAUCAGAAGCUCUAAUGUCAUCAGAUGAGCCUACGUAA
Molecule: messenger RNA, 1458 nt
Organism: Danaus chrysippus (African queen)
Lineage: Eukaryota; Metazoa; Arthropoda; Insecta; Lepidoptera; Nymphalidae
Source: the annotation of a GenBank genome assembly